AUGUCGGAUAGCGAGGAAAGUGACGAAGAAGGUGGACUAGGUAAUCUGAAUCGGCUGAUAGUUCGACCGCCAGGGCAUAGCGGUAAAGCGAAGCGGGGCCAUCUGUGUUUCGACGCGGCAUUCGAAUGUGGGAACCUGGGUCGCGCCGACCACAUUACCGAGCUCGAGUACGACUUGUAUGUCAGGCCGGAUACCAGCCGACCGAGAGCAAGGUUCUGGUUCAAUUUUACAGUGGAGAAUGUCAAACAGGAUCAGAAAGUGAUAUUCAACAUAGUAAAUUUUGGAAAGGAGUACACAUUGUAUGAUACAGAUAUGACACCUCUAGUGAGAUCAACUUCGCGCCAAAAAUGGCAACGAAUCCCAAAGAGAUUUCUAUUUUACCAUAAGUCCUUGGUCCAUCGAGGCCGCAAGAUCCUUAGUUUGGCUUUUGGAUUUGACCGCGAAGAAGAUGUGUAUCAGUUCGCAGCAGCGGCACCUUAUUCUUACUCUAGGCUGCAGAAAUAUUUAGCAACUUGGGAGAAGCGAGCUCAAUCCUUUGCCACUAGGAAGACCAUCGCACAGACUACCCAAAAACGUCAAGUUGAUCUUAUAACGAUUGGAGAUUUAAAUGCAAAGGAACAUGAAAACAAAGACGAGAAUAUUACAAAACUUAAAAGCAAUGAAACAAAGAAACGUGUCAUUCUCAUUCUAGCAAGAUCACACGGCGGUGAACCACCAUCUUCCUUUAUUUGUCAAGGUUUCUUGGAUUAUAUUGUAAGUUCUGCAGAGAACGCAUCUGCUCUGAAGGAUAACAUAGUCAUACAAAUGGUGCCGAUGUUGAACCCGGACGGGGUAUUCCUAGGCAACCAACGCUCGGAUCUGUUAGGCUCCGACUUCAACCGCUGCUGGCACCGCGCUACCACCUUCGCUCACCCACAGCUUAUCGCCGUCAAAGAACAUAUCCGGAAGAUCACUGCUGAAAAGACAUUGCAGCUGGAUUUUAUCAUCGACAUUCACGCUGACAUAAGCCACGAGGGCGUUUUUGUACGUGGAAAUUCAUACGACGACGUGUACAGGUUUGAGCGGCAUGCAGUGCUUCCGAAGUUCCUAGCGAUGCGAGUAGAGGCUUGGCAGUCGGAAAACUGCUUGUACAACGCGGACGCGACGCUGGUAGGCUCCGCACGUCGCGCCUUACCAACGGCUGCUGUCGACGCCUACACUCUAACCGUUUCUUUGGGCGGCAGGCGAUUGAACCCUAGGGGCCCUUAUAUACACUAUACUGAAGAUGCAUGUAUCCUUUUUCAAAUAUAG
Parnassius apollo (apollo) is the source of this 1290-nucleotide messenger RNA. NCBI's taxonomy places the organism in Eukaryota, Metazoa, Arthropoda, Insecta, Lepidoptera, Papilionidae. The record is from the annotation of a GenBank genome assembly.